Messenger RNA from Austrofundulus limnaeus, 6616 nucleotides. RefSeq names its product NACHT and WD repeat domain containing 2 (gene nwd2). Gene Ontology annotation, molecular function: protein binding. Lineage: Eukaryota; Metazoa; Chordata; Actinopteri; Cyprinodontiformes; Rivulidae. The record is from RefSeq and is a predicted model, not a curated record.
GAAGCAGCAGGAUGCCGCGGCGAGCGCAGCGACUCACGGCGUCCUUUUUACCGUCUCCCGCCGCCGCCGCCUCUCGGUCACGGCCACUCUAAUGGGCGUUUUUACCCGCCUGUUUCCACGCUUGGAUAUUACCGGAAGCCCCGAAAUGAAGCGAAUGAACAUACAGAAGCAGAGAGAAACGCACUGAAAGAACACGUUUACCCCAAACUACGAGACUUCUGCAGGGAGAACUACGGCAUUGAAUUCCAGGUGGUGGACCUGUACUGGGGAGUAGAUCCAGAGGAGUGGGACAGUCCAGAGCUGCACAGACUCCGAAUGAAACUUCUGGAAGAGUGUUUGAAGACGUCAGCCGGACCGUGCUUUGUUGCUCUGGUGGGAGAAAAAUAUGGAAGCAUCCGAGUUCCAGGGGAGGUGGAGUCAGCGGAGUUUGAGAUGAUCUUGGAUGCAGCUGUGGAGGCGGGGCUGGACACACACAUCUUGGAGGAGUGGUACUGCAGGGAUGAAAACUCCGUGCCACCCGCUUACUACCUCAAACCCAAAGCCCAAAUGCUCAAGAACUACCAGAACUCUAUGGAGUCAAGCAGCGCAGCAAAAACCAAGAACGACAAGGCCUGGAGGAACACGUCAGAGGAGAUCAAGAGGAUCUUCCGAACGGCCGUGCUGCAGCUUCAAGAGAAGGGGACCAUGAAGAGCACYGAGGCCAACAAAUUCCUCUGCUCUGCUCUGGAGGAUGAGUUGGACUUUGCCCUCGGGAAACAAACCCCUGCCUUUCUCAGGAAAUGCGUCUGCUACAUUCGCAAGAUCUCCAACUUCGACCGCUUCGCCAAAAUCCCCGACAUGGCCCGCUACAUGGACACGGUGGUCAGCGGCGAUCGCGUCAUGCGCAACCAGGAAGCCUACGAGCGCCUGCUGAAAGUGCGGGAUGAGUUCAUCCCCACGAUCGUGGCAGCCUCCAACCUGCGCGUCUACUCGUCCGUCACACACUGCGACAUGAAGCUGGGCUACUCGCAGGAAGUGGAGAGUCACUACGUGGAAGGGCUGUGCAAGCAGUUCUACGAGGACAUGGUGGACAUCAUCCAGGCCACGGUUCAGCAGAACUUCGACACAGAGACCGACCCGCUGUACGACGAGCUCCUACAGCACCUGUCCCUGUGUAAGAGCUACGCAGCGCUCUAUAAGUACAAGGCUGAGUCUCUGGAUUUUGUGCAGGAGUAUGUCAUGCCGUCUAAGGGGAGCAGGAUGUGCCCUCUGGUGGUGUUCGGAGGACCCUGCACCGGAAAGACGCUGCUGCUGUCUGAGGUGGCCAAACAGGCCUAUACAUGGCUUCAGAAAGAGAUGGGUCCUGAAACUGAUCCAGUGGUCAUCGUUCGGUUUAUCGGCUCCAGCCAGCCCUCCACAGACCUACGAACUCUACUCCAGAGCAUCUGUGAACAGAUUGCAAUAAACUACCGCUGCCUGAUUCACUUUUUGCCURACAAGAUUCAGGAGAUGAAAGAACUCCUUAUUAACCUUCUUGGUGAAUCUUCAUUCCAUAGGCCUUUGGUCAUCGUCCUGGAUGCCUUAGAGCAGCUUUCAGAUGCAGAUGAAGCUCGCAAGCUGUGGUGGCUCCCCAUACAUCUUCCUCGCACUGUCCGCAUUGUCGUUUCGACGCUGCCUAAUAAGCAUGGCAUCUUGCAGAAACUCCGCCACCUCAUCCACGAUGAGAGGUACUACGUGGAGCUAAUUCAGAGGGACCGAAAAGUCUGCAGCCAAAUGUUAAAACAGCAGUUGCUUGGGGUUAAGAGGAAGGUAACCUCAGGCCAACAGAUUUAUGUCAACGAGGCACUCGCCAAGUGUACGUUGCCAAUGUUUGUCAACCUCAUCUAUAGAGAAGUAGUUCAUUGGCGGUCUCACAAGGACGUGGAUGAUAAAUCUCUUUGCUCUACAGUGCAUGAGAGCAUAGAGCAUCUAUUCUACUCUGUGGAAAACAAGCUGGGCCAGCGAUUUGUCUUUAGAGCAUUAGGAUAUAUCACUAUGGCCAAGGCUGGGCUAACAGAAGUUGAACUAGAAGACAUCCUGUCCCUUGACAACAUAGUUCUCGGGGAUGUCAUUGUGGCCAGUUACCUCAAAAACCCCUUGAGGAUCUCCUAUGAUUUAGUUGCUAAGCUUAGAGAGGAGCUGGAGGGCUAUCUAGUGGAACGACAGGUGCGAAACGUCACACUGAUGGUCUGGGCCAACAGGCAUCUACACCUCAUCGCCCAGAAGCUGUAUCUUAGCAAUGAAGAGGAUGUGCAUCAGAUGCACAGCCUCCUGGCUGAGUACUUUUUGGGUGCAUGGGCAGGAGGCAGGAAGAAGAUCUUCACUUACGAUAACAACCAUUUCACUUCCUUGAACAUUUCACAUCACAAAAACCCUCAUCAUCAACAGUCCCAUGAGAAAACCUCCUCAGAUAAAUACUCAUAUGACAGACAGACCCCCGAGCAGCCUUGGGUGUUCCAGUGCAACCUUCUGGAGCCUGACAUUUUCUUUGUCAAUCACAGAAAGAUGACGGAGCUGGUGUACCACCUUACCAGGAGUGGACGCACGGAUGACCUCAUGUUUGGUGUCAUCAUGAACUUCAGCUGGCUAUACACAAUGAUCAAGAUUGGCCAGUUUGAUAAGGCUUUAACAGACAUUGAUCUAGCUUACAGUUGCAGUCAAGAAAAAGAGCUAAAGUUUCUGGCCACUACUCUUCGUAGCAUAAAGGUUAAAGUACUAAAAAACCCUGCAUCGCUCUCUGCAGAACUUCAGCAAAGGCUUUUGCCAGUUGUCACCUCCCUACCAAGACUAAGACACCUCCUUCUGGAGUGUGACAAAGAUGGCCCAAAAUACUGCUCUAUAGUGCCUCUCCACUCCUCUAUGGAUGUCACUUACAGUCCAGAAAGGCUUCCUCUUUCCUCCAGCUACAUGCAAAUUGUAGAGAUUUUGCCCACUCUAGCCCCAAACAUAGUUCUAGUAGCUUUAGAAGAUGGAUCUAUCAGCACUUGGGAUGUAGAGAGCAGGCAGCUCUUAAGACAGAUUGACACAGCCAGGUCUGUUGUGCUGGGGAUAAGGCUAACCACUGAUGAGAAGUAUCUGGUUGUUGCCACAACCAAAAAUACCCUGCUCAUUUAUGAUAAUCACAAGUCUUGCCUUUUAUCAGAGGUUGAAGUGAAGGGGUCAAAGAACAGUGGCGUCACUGGGGGAGUCGCUUUUAUCAACGGUUUUACUCUUUCUACCCAUCAUGCUUUGGCUUGGCUUGAGGCUAGUAAAGACGUUAGCAUCAUUGAUCUUGUGUAUGGCUGGCCUCUUUACCAGUUUCAUUGCUGGUAUGAGGUGACUUGCGUCCAAUGUUCACCAGAUGGAUUGUAUGCCUUCUGUGGCCAGUACCUCAACACAACAUCUAUCUUUCAUCUAGGAAAUGGAGAGAAGUUGGCUACUGUAACAUCUGAGUUUUCUGGGGGGUUUGUGAAGUCCAUCCUUGUUCUGGACACCCUUAAUCAAAUGGUAAUGAUCGACAAUGAAGGCAGUUUGUCAGUAUGGAACACCAAAGAGGUUACCAACCCCAAGCUCAUGGAGGACUAUGAUUGUCGAGGGGAUGAGAGCGAAGUAGUGGGUAUUGAGUUAUCCGAAGAUCAGCGUUCUAUUCUUAUUUGCAAGGUCUGGAGUAUUGAGGUGCUUGACACAAAGCUCUGGAAAAUGGCAGAGAAAUUCAAAGCCAAACGUAGCGAGCGCUUUGUUGCUGCUGUUCUCUCCAAAAAUGGUCAAAGCAUCGUGGCCUCCAUGGAGAACACGUCCUCCAUUUUUGUCUGGAGGAGGGACAGUGGACAGUGCAUGGCUAGCCUGAUAGAAAUCUCAGGGGCUAUCGUUAAACUCAUCAAAUCAGCCCACCACAACUUGCUCCUUUCUGUUGCCAGCAGUGGAGUUCUGUCUGUUUGGGACAUUGAUAUAAUCACCGCCAUGUCAAACAUUGACAAAACAGGCAAGAAAAUUCAGACAUUGCAACUAACAGGCAGAGAGGACUAUGUGUUUACCAUGGAUGGCUCUGAAGCUGUCCACAAGUGGAACUUUAGCACUGGCUUCAUUGAGACAGUCUUCAAACAYGAGAGCAUAGUGGAGAAUUGUGUCCUGACCUCCUCAGGGGAUCUCAUGGUGACUUCAGACGACAAGUCUAGUCAGUACAUUUGGCAAACCAACACUGGAGAAAACAUCUUCCGCAUCAAUGGACAGAGAAUAUCACAGUUGCUGAUCACCCACAACGACCAGUUUGUGGUGUCCCUCUGUGAGCAGAAUGCCUCCAGGGUCUGGAGACUUGCUACUGGGCACAAAGUGUGUAACAUUUUGGUCACACUCCAGAAUGCACUGAUCACCACAGCUAACACUUUUCUAGUGGGAACAUCUAAGAAUAAACUUCUUGCUGUCAGCCUAUGGUCAGGCAGCGUAUCAAAAAAAUUUGUCUGUGAUGAUGGCAUCACCAUUGUCAACUUCAAGCUCAUUCCUGACUGCCCUGACUGCGUAGUCUUCAUCACGUCCACAGAGACCGUCUUCAUCUGGAGCGUAGCAGAUGAGUCUGUAUGCAGGCGAGUCCAGCUGCCAACCAACUUCCUGAAAAAUCUUGAGGACUUUCAGAUCUCACCCAACGGGAAAUUGGGAAUAGUCUCCAAAGGUGAUGAGAACAUUAAUGUUCUGGAUCUUCAUAGCGGAAAGCUGAGGCUUGUCCAUGCAGCAGGCAUAAUCUGGCGUCAAAAAUUAUCAAGAGAUGGACGUUAUCUCGUCUAUGUUUGCUUUCGGAACUGCGAUGAGGACGACGAUGCAGGCGUAGUGUCCAAUCUGAUCGUGAUGCGCCUCGCAGAUGGCAAGAGCAUCGGCACAUGUUCGCUAUACAAGACUCCCACCUUCCUAUCACUCUCUCAGCGAGCACUAAACAUCAUCAUAGGCUUUGAGGAUGGCAGCAUUGGUACAUACACAGUUGUGGACCGUGUGGACGCUGCCCUCAAGAUCAAGAUAGCCACAUCCAACAGCCGACAGAUUGUCAACAAUGCCUCACAGAAAGUACGCCCCAAAUGUGGCAAUCAUUCCUAUAAGACUGUGGCCGACUGCACCUGGAGGGAGUCGACGGAAGUCUUCUCAAGAGACAGCCCCGUCAAUGUGUCGGAUUCCGGAGAGGGAGAGUCAACGACACCUACAAAGAAGACUGAAUUGGUGCAGUGAAGUAUGGAGGACAGGUGGAGUUAAGGAAAACAAAGGGGGAACAAGUGACAAAGUUUAGAAUCUCUAGGGAAUCGCAGUUGAUUCUUGUUUACAGCCACGUGAUUCAGCUGCAGAUGUCAGCCCUGUGGGUAGUUAAAGGGCCGACGAUUUAACGCUGCACUCAAACGAUAGAUUACUUACUUCCACUUUAUUAGAUUUACUCAUAAUGACUGUUCAACAACAAAAAAUUAAAAGCAUUAGUUUGUUUAAAAAUGUGUAACAUUUUACUUUGCCAUUUUGUGUCUUUUUGCAUUUGAAGAACAAAAUUAUCAAAAAUGUCUUAGUCAAACAUUUUCAAAGCCAGUCUGGUGGCCUUAGCCACUUUCAUGAUCUUAUUUUCAUUGUAUAUGUUAAGCCAUAAUGUUGUUAAGAGUAUAUUUACAUUUGUAUCAACAUCAGGUGGUACUGUACAAAAAGGAAGAACUAUGAACAAAAGUAUGUACAGUCUCAUUUUGGCUGCUGCAAUUUGUGCAACUCCUUAAAGACGUUUUGUUGUGCUUAAUGCAAUCAAAGUGAGUGCCUGGAAUUUAAAAUGUUCUUCAUGUGCAGAUUACAAAGUUUAUGAAAAUGCAGGGACUUAUAAACACAGUAUACGCACCGUUGCUUUCUAAGAUCGAGUCAACAUCUGGAGAGAUCCAUGGCGUUGUUCUAAAUAACGGUUACUGUAUUUUUUCUCUGAACAGUUUACAUAGAUUUGAUGUGAAUUUCUCUGCAGUUCCAUCAGUUUUGUGUGCAGGUCGUUUUUAAGGGGAACACCACUAUUGAGCAUACAGUGUAGCAUAGCACCAUACACAUUAACGCCUUAACCUGUGUACUUGCUUUAGGUUCUGAAGAGUUUUACGUGUUCCAGAAUAAAAAAGGACAGAGUGAGUUUUCCUAAAAUAAUCUGGCCAACAUAUUUAGAAGAUUAUUCAUUAAAUGGAAGCACUUUAUGGGUGGUUUGUGAGAAAUUGUUGAAGUAUUUUUAGAUAAAGUAUAAACUGAUGAAAAUUAUUUAGCUUUUCUUUUUAAAAAUAUAUAUUUGGUCUGCCAAUUGAAACAAUUACAUUUGCAGGCAAUUUUGAAAUGCUACAAUCUCCCAAAAAAUAUUUGGUUUGAUUAAGUAAACCAUUAAGUUGUUAUUUAAAUAGAAAACUCAGUAAGGGAUCAUUUUUUUAUUUUAUGUGACUAAACAAAGUCAGGGAAAUGACAAGGAACAUGAUAAUUUAAAAAUAUAUAAACCCUGUGGCUGUAUCACCCUAAAACAGAAAUGCAAAUAUGAGGGUAAAAAUUGUAGCUGUAGCAAAAGAAAAAGAAAAAGUUUUGAUAACAUCUGAGCACAGAUUGAAAGCAGAUGUUGAAAACAAUAAACCCUUUCUGCAAUUAUUAA